CGGGGGCAGGGAUGCCAUUGGGUUGAGGGACUGUGUGAGAUGGAGACGCCCCCAACGGUGUGCCCGAAGGGGUUCUCCGGCGCCUAAGCCUGGUCGGGGGUUUCUGGUGGGCCCUGGUCCGCGACUUGGAGAGUGACCCGGCUGAAGGGAGCGAAGACAAAGAGGCCGGCACCCAGUCCCCGCCGCUCCUGGAGCCGAGCCUUGCGCCAGCAAACCCCACAGCACUCGGAGCCUCUGACCAGUCCCCGAGCCGUCCUCAGGAGACCGACCCAUCGCCACUGUCCCCUCCAACUCCCUCUCUACCAACGCAGUGUGCUCUCCCCAAGCCCACCUGGCCCUCGUUUCAGGAACUGAAGCCGGCUGCACCCGAGGCGCACCCUUUACCUCAGUAGCUCUGCGUUCCUUGCAGGACCCUACAUUUAGUCCUUGGUUUUUGUCUGGGCUGGGAAUUGGUUGUAAAGCCCGAGUGGGCGGGGCGGCCCGCCUGGGCCUCGGGAAGAACUUGGGGUACCUGGGGGAAAAUCAACCGCGACCGCUGGACAGAGGCUUUCUGUUACCUUCAGCAGGAUGGUGGCUUGUCUUUAGAUCAUCUCGAACUCCUGGCCUCCCGUACAGUUCAAACUCACUGAGUGGCGUUGGUCGGGGGAGCUACCUGCGCUCGGAUUUGGGGGAGGUGGGAGAGGAGCAGACAGUACUUUUCUAUCCCUGCUGCUCCUUGGGGCUGCCCUGGAAGUCGCCCAGAAACGCAGCUUCUGCUGACAGACUUGCUGUUCGCAAGAUGGUACUACCUCGGAUGGCCACUUGGAGUAUAUGGGAAGUCAAGACUUUGGAACUAUAAAUUCUGAUAGUGCCAUCUCUCUCUACCCUAGGAAGCAACUCCUCUUUCAGAGAGAGAUUCAUCUGCUGGUGAUUCCCCAAAGGACAUGGGAAGAUAGGUCCUUAAGUGGAGGGAAGCUGCUUCCAGCUGUGAACGAUGGCCAGACCCACUCUCAGAGGGGAUGGCACUAACUCGGAGCCCUUCCGACAGCGCUUCAGGAGAUUCCAUUACCAAGAGGUGGCUGGGCCCCGGGAGGCUUUCAGCCAACUCUGGGAACUUUGCUGCCGCUGGCUAAGGCCAGAGGUGCACACCAAGGAGCAGAUUGUAGAACUGUUGGUGCUAGAACAGUUCCUGGCUGUCUUACCUGGGGAGAUCCAGAAUUGGGUACAGGAACAGCGCCCGGAAAGUGGAGAGGAGGCGGUGGCUCUGGUGGAAGAUUUAGAAAGAGAACCUGGAAGAUCUGGACGUUCGGUCACAGUCUCUGUGAAGGGGCAGGAAGUGCGCUCGGAGAAGAUGACACCCCCGAAAUCAUCACAGGAGUUAUUAAGUGUUCCUCAGGAGUCAGUGGAACCCCAGUCCAGGGGUAUACCUGAGAAAGAGAGGGCAAGAAGCCCAGACCUGGGACCACAGCAGCAGAUGAACCCAAAGGAGAAGCUCAGACCUUUCCAAAGGAGCGGUGAGGAAUUCCAAUUUCUUAAGUCUGGUGUGGUCUCCAGGCUGGAGCAAGGAAACCCAGAGAUCCCAGAUCUGCCCCAGAGACCGACAGUACCUGCUGAAUUGCUCCCCUCCAGAAGAGAGAGAAGCAGCGGGGUAGAACAGGAUCACCGGGCUUGGAGGAUGAGAAGGUGGCAUGUAUUGGGGCUGUGAAGAGACCAGAUCCUCCUAACAAUUCUCAGUCAGACUGAGUUUUAUGAAGCACUCUGAAAUUGUCAUAGACAUAGCAAGUAUAUGGGGAGCUUGGCUCUUCCAGGCCUGGGAGAGAACUUAGUCAAGAGUGGCCACCCACUUGACACUUGUCCCUUCUUUGACAACAUGGACGCCCUGACGAGUGCCCAGGUCAUUGCCCUGCCGGAUAAUGGUGUGGAAGAGGCAGCCUCUCUCACUAGCCUGGUGGGCAGUGAUUCUGAGACCAAUGAGCGUGAUGAUCGGGCUGGUGGCCUGUGGGGAAGCAGAAAAGGACAGGCUGAGGGAUCUGACAAGGAUGAGGGGGUCCCUCCCCGCCAGGACUUGGACAGCCCGUCUGCACCAGUCCUGUUCCAAAGCCCAAGUGGUGUCCAUUGGGGUUAUGAAGAGACCAAGACGUACCUUGCAAUCCUUAGUGAGACCCAGUUUUACGAAGCCCUUCGGAACUGUCAUCGCAACAGUCAGCUGUAUGGAGCUGUGGCUGAGCGGUUAUGGAAACACGGCUUCCUCAGGACACCUGAGCAGUGUCGGACCAAGUUUAAAAGUCUACAGACGAGCUAUCGAAAAGUCAAGAAUGGCCAACCAACAGAGACCUGCCCCUUCUUUGAAGAGAUGGAUGCUUUGGUGAGUGCACAGGUCGCUGCCCUGCCCAGUACUGGCCUGGAAGAGGAGACGGCUUCUUGCCCGAUCCAAGGGACCAGUGAGGCCGAGGCUGAGAAGCAGGAUGAAGAGGCAGAAGAGACCAUAGAAGAAGAAGAUUCUGAUGGUGAUGACGAGGAUCUGGAGAUACCGCCGGGGGCUGUCCUCACCCGUGCCCCAGUGUUAUUCCAGAGCCCCAGUGGUUUCGAAGCUGGAUUUAAGAAUGAGAAGAAUCAAAAUCGGGAUAUUUCUGAGGAAGUACAGCUGCACAGGACAUUGCUUGCAAGAUCUGAAAGGAAAAUCCCUCGGCGUCAUCAUCAGAGCAAAGGCAGUGACAGUGAAUGUGGAUCAGGAAAACAGUGGGAAAGGUCGCCAGGGGAGAGACGAGAAAAACCGACCCUCCCUGUGAGGAGCUUAGGGAAAGUCUUACAUCAUCAGAAACCGUACCUGGAAGAGAGACAUUCUAAAUAUCUCAAAUAUGGCAAAAGCUUUGGUUCAAACUCCCACCUUGUGCAUCAGAUAUCCCACCAAAUGGAAACCCCAUAUAAAUGUACCGACUGUGGGAAAAGCUUCAGUCGUAGUGCACGUCUCAUUAGACACCGGAGGAUCCACACGGGUGAGAAACCUUAUAAAUGCCUUGACUGUGGGAAGAGUUUCCGAGACAGUUCAAAUUUUAUCACCCAUAGGAGAAUCCACACAGGAGAGAAACCUUACCAAUGUGGGGAGUGUGGGAAAUGCUUUAAUCAGAGCUCAAGCCUUAUAAUUCACCAGAGAACCCACACAGGAGAAAAGCCCUAUCAGUGUGAAGAGUGUGGGAAAAGCUUCAAUAACAGUUCGCAUUUCAGUGCACAUCGGAGGAUACACACAGGCGAGAGACCCCAUGUGUGUCCUGACUGUGGGAAGAGUUUCAGUAAGAGUUCUGACUUACGUGCACAUCAUAGAACCCAUACAGGAGAGAAACCCUAUGGGUGUCAUGACUGUGGGAAGAGUUUCAGUAAAAGCUCUGCCCUUAAUAAGCACCGAGAAAUCCAUACACGAGAGAAGCUUCUGUCACAGUCAGCACCUAAGUAAGCCCCCAAGGAUCUAGAAAGGCAAGAACCUCAAAAAAUGUUUGGGAAGUCUUCCAACAAUGAGAUCCCUCUCCUGAUCUGUGCCCAACUAGUGCAGGAAAUGCUCGUUAGGGUCUAUGCCACGGCUCCUUCUCUUUCUCCUGGAUCUAAAGCCAAGUCUCUAACACAGUCAUCUUAUAAAGACUGCAAUUUCAUCCCCUCUGCUGCACCUGGAUUGACAGGUGACACCUUUCCCCUCUAGUGCCUAUGUGGUUUCUGUAGGUAGAGAGGAGGUAGUGGUAGGCCCCGUGGGUUUCAUGUGCACCCUUCCUUCCCCAUCCUGUUCCUCAGCAACACUUCGGACUGGAUAAACCCACCCCAGAAGCAUCUCAGGGAGAAGCUGUGAGACUUCUCUCAUACUUGAGUCUAGCUUUUCUGUGAGACAGUAGCGGAAGUGCUAAACAGGUUACUCUUUCUGCACAGUUACGCUUGGUUCAGAAUGACAUAUUUAUCAUUUUUCAUUUACCUUAAAGGAGAGUUUAAUGCCUUUGGUUCUGCCCUAUGAAUCAUUUUUCAAGGUGUUAUAUAUGGUAAAACAACAUAAACCCUAUAUAAAUAUUGAGGCGUGACCCUUGAUUUUUUUUUUCUCCUCCCUCCUGCCCCGCCUCCCCCGCCCCUCUACCAAGUUCUAGAAAGUUUAGAAUAGAAGAGGAAUGCACUUACAGCAUCUAACUUGAUUAUCUUUCUGCCCCUCACAUCUGAAUUUUCAUCUGCUCAGAAGCCCGGCGAGCAAGCCAGCUGGAUGUGAUGAGAAAUUUUAAGCUGCCAAUAUGGAAUUUUCCAAACCCCACAUACUUCACCUAAGUGCGCAUCCUGUAGGCGAUCAGUACUAACCUACAACGAGCAGAAGCCACUGCCACAUCUAUGUGUAUUAGAAAAAUAGACCACUUAGGCCCUACCAUCAUUACCUUAAUGGCAGGGGAGAUCCCUUUGGUCUGUGGAGCUGCCAGUUUGUGAAACACACACUCAACUAGAUAGGUUUUAAAAGCUUUUAAAUACAAGUGUUUAUUACUGCUCUUAAUAAUCAAGUAGACCUUAACUCUUUUUUGUUUGUUUUUAGACCGUAACUCUUUUCGGUAGAGGAAAGACUCAUCUUUCACCCUAGGAGCAAGGGUGGUUUUGAACUGCUGACAGUGCAGUUAGUCCACCACAGAACUCACUAUGGCACCAGGGUUCCAUCAACAAAUAUUAAAUUGCCUGUAUGUCAAUAGUACUAUGGUGCAACCUGUAUGUACAACACACAUUAACCAGACCCUGUCCUUGUCCUUACAGUUUAGAACCAAUCACACUGACAUGGACAAAUAAUUAAAUGCACAUACAUAGUUUAAAGAGUUGUAGAGAAAUCUGGAAAGUUAGAUAGUGACACCAUGCAUAAUGUUAAAGUGCAAUGCCUUUGAAUUUUCUAUCAAAUAUCUGGGAGGUAUUCUUUUGUUCAGAGGAGGGAAGUAGCUGGCUAAAUUAGGGUGGGAUGAACGUUCGAAAACUAGUUGCAAAAUUGAGUGCUGAAAAAAAAAAAAAUUGAGUGCUGAGUGAGUGAGAAAUAGGAGCAUUAAGGAGUACCAUAUUUUGUAUAGCUAGAGGGGCAAGGAUAGAUGGCAAACAAAGUUAGGAAAAGCUGGGGCAGCCCCAAAGCUCAGUGGUAUGACGUGGCUGUGCAACAAGCCAAUCGUCUAAGCUGAAACACGAGUGCCUUUACGACCAGGACUGUGCCAUCUUUCUUGUUCAGGAAACAGCUAGCUGGCACUGGGGGAGCGUGAUAUUUUAAAGGACCAGCCCCUAGGAGAGACAAAAAUUCAGAGACUAUUUUGAAGAUGGACAGGAGGUGACUAGGGCCAGAUGGCUCAACUCUGGGAUAAGGAGCUGUUUGAUAUUAAAUGAGAUUUCUGUAGCUGGACUGAGGUCUGGGAGGGGUUGGGAAUCAGAUACUCUGCAGUUACGACUAUAUUAGAUCAGAGAUCAGUUAGGGUUCUGGUGUUGGAGGCAGCUGAUAAAAAUUUUUUCUUAACAUUACUAGCACAUAAGAGAAGACUAUCACAAUUGUGUUUUAUAAGUAGACGGAAGGUAGAAGAAACACCAUUAAGCACUGGCUCAGAAUCUGAGAUGAUUUAGGAAAUGUGCUGUAAUGUCAAACACGCACACACAAAUCCUAUUUAGCAUACCUAUAUAGAUUGAUGAAGAAAGCACUGGAGGGGGUGUGAAUCCUAAGUCAACCUGCCUCAAUUUUCUUUUAUAUAUAGUAGAUAAAGUAGAAGAUCGUUUACACCUUAAUCUGCCUCUCAGGGAUACCACUGCUAAUAAAAAUGAUGUGUAAAGUC
Messenger RNA from Echinops telfairi (small Madagascar hedgehog), 5783 nucleotides. It is a transcript of the gene ZSCAN29, whose product is annotated as zinc finger and SCAN domain containing 29. NCBI's taxonomy places the organism in Eukaryota, Metazoa, Chordata, Mammalia, Afrosoricida, Tenrecidae. The record is from RefSeq and is a predicted model, not a curated record. Gene Ontology annotation, molecular function: DNA-binding transcription factor activity, RNA polymerase II-specific; RNA polymerase II cis-regulatory region sequence-specific DNA binding. Gene Ontology annotation, biological process: regulation of transcription by RNA polymerase II.